Messenger RNA from Quercus robur (English oak), 1185 nucleotides. Its product is annotated as F-box/kelch-repeat protein At3g23880-like. Bases 1 to 1185 code for a protein of 394 amino acids. Gene Ontology annotation, molecular function: protein binding. The record is from RefSeq and is a predicted model, not a curated record. NCBI's taxonomy places the organism in Eukaryota, Viridiplantae, Streptophyta, Magnoliopsida, Fagales, Fagaceae. The transcript has a single exon.
AUGAGAGAAUUGCGUCCACAACCACCGACCCUCCGACGGAGGAAUAUCUAUCUUCCGUACGACAUCGUACUCAACAUCCUGACAAGGCUACCGGUGAAGUCUUUGAUGAGAUUCAGGUGUGUUUCUAAGUCUUGGAACUCCUCAAUUAUUAGUUCUGAUUUCAUUUCCACCCACCUUAAUAACAGCAAAGAUUCCCAUGGUGAUGGUUAUGUCAUACACAUGCCAUGUGUAAGAGACAGUUAUUCUUCUUCUAUUAACACUAAAAGACCAGUUUGUACUGUCGCUUUGGACCGCACGUUUGAUAAGAUUUCUGAGGUUGGAAUUCCCUUUCAUUUUCCUUUUGGUUCUGCCCAAAUAGUCGGUUCCUGCAAUGGCUUAUUGUGUUUUGCCACUUCGGCUUAUUGUAUAUAUUUGUGGAAUCCCAGCAUUAGAAUAUUCAAGAGGUUGCCCAAUACUUGCUUGGGACAGUUAAGGUUUGCUACACUCGGAUUCGCAUAUCAUUCCGAGAAUAAUGACUACAAGGUUGUGAGGAUUUCACGUUCUCCUUUCUCUGCACCUGUGAGUUCUCAUGAGAUUGAGGUGUAUACAUUAAGUUCGGAUUCAUGGAGAAGUGUUGGAACCACGUUGACAACCGAUGUUUUGUUCUAUGAUAAAAACUAUCCUUUGCCAAUUCCAUUGGUUAAUGGAGCUUUGCAUUGGAUGUCAUGUAUUGUAGAAGAAGAAGAAGAGAAUCACAGGAGGAGAAUGAUUAUGGCAUUUGAUGUCAAUAGUGAGGAAUUCAAAAGGCUAGCAUUGCCUGUUGGGUCUACCGAUGAGAACAUCUUUCAGACAUUUCUUUCAUCAUUCAAGGGGAAACUGGCUUUUAUUACAUGGGCACGGAGUGAACAACAUGGCACCCAAUACUCCAUAUGGGUGAUGAAGGAGUAUGGCGUGGUUGAGUCUUGGAUUAAACUUUCGGCUGUACCAUUUGAAAGAGUAGCUCAUUGCACUGCCUUUAUGGAGUAUGGUUCACUUCUGGUUUGCUACAUCAAUGAUCGAGUAGAGAGUCAAGAAUUUAAGUUUGUAUUAGUUGACAUUGAAACUCUACAUGAGAAGAAGGAUCUUGAUAUCCAACAUCAUUCAUAUGUAGCUACUUUCAUGGAGAGUCUUGUUUUACUUGAUGGAGCAAACGUGGUAUCUUACUAA